Oppia nitens is the source of this 1522-nucleotide messenger RNA. RefSeq names its product glutamate-gated chloride channel-like. The record is from RefSeq and is a predicted model, not a curated record. Gene Ontology annotation, biological process: nervous system process; regulation of membrane potential; signal transduction. Gene Ontology annotation, molecular function: transmembrane signaling receptor activity; extracellular ligand-gated monoatomic ion channel activity; neurotransmitter receptor activity. The coding region runs from base 25 to 1374 and encodes 449 amino acids. Gene Ontology annotation, cellular component: synapse; neuron projection; membrane. The transcript has 5 exons. Lineage: Eukaryota; Metazoa; Arthropoda; Arachnida; Sarcoptiformes; Oppiidae.
UUUAUUUUUUUUAAAAACUCAAUAAUGAAAAUACUAUACAGUUGUCUAUGUUUAUGGUUAUUGAUUUUGCUAUAUGUAUCGCUAACAUUAAGCGAUACAAAUAUUAAGGGACUGGAUGAAAAAAUUGUUAACCAAUUGUUGGCCAACUAUGACAAACGUUUCAAUCCUAAUGGCUAUACUACCGACACCACCAGCACCACCAACAAUGGGUCAAACGGUACUACCGGUGCUGCCGGCAGUGGUAGUGGUGGUCCGGUUAUUGUACGCAACAGUAUCUACAUACGUAGCCUGGAGUAUGUGRACAGCCGUCGACAGGAAUGGAAACUGCAGAUGACUUUCCGUCAGCAAUGGUUGGAUGAGAGGCUGGCCUACGCUGACGACAACAACAAUCAGGUCAUACCGUACGUACAGUUAGGUACGACCGACCAUAUUUGGAUACCCGAUACUAUGAUAUCCAAUUCACGGGAAACAGUGAAACAUACUGAUGUUGUACCCAAUAUAUUGGUACGUAUUAUGCCCGACGGCCAGGUAUUGAUGUCUAUGCGUAUGACAGUAACACUGGACUGUCCGAUGGAUUUACAUGACUAUCCGUUUGAUAGGCAAACCUGUCCCAUAUAUAUGGCUAGUUAUGGCUACACUAUGAAACACCUAGUAUAUUUAUGGAAAGAAAAUGAUCCAGUACAGGUAUCUAAAAAGUUAAAUGUUAGACAACUGGUAUUUAAAAUGGAAAACUACARUACAAGCUAUUGUAAUGCACGUACGAAUACAGGUGAAUAUUCAUGUUAUAAACUGGAAAUGCAAUUUCAACGUCAAACCCGCCGCUAUAUCUGGCAAUGGUUUGUACCGACAGUCUGGUUGACGUUUGUCGGGUUUGUAUCGUUCCUGAUACCCGUACAAAACUACCGGCGCCCGCAACUAUUGCUGGUCAUGCUAUUGGCCCAAUACCUACACAAUCAGGUGGCCAACUGGCGAUCGGCAGCCGAUGAUCUGGAUGUUAGCUAUUUGACCCUAAAAGACAUGUAUUUUAUCAGUAGUUUUGGGUUUUUAUUGGCCGCACUCCUAGAGUACGGUAUGGUCUGGUUUGUGGACAGUUAUAGCCGCCGGCGUUGUCGUAGUGGACCUAAUAGUCUACGCGAUAGUAAUAUCCAAUUGGUGACCAACAACAACAACAACAACAUCAAGGAUGACCAGCUGUCCGAUAAUAUGAAAUCUAUGGCCAAAUUUAGUUCAAUGGAAAGUAAUGAUGAACUAGUAGUGGACAGUCCUAUUGUUUACUACUACUACUACUGGUUUUUUACAAAUAAAGUAGACCUGAUUUGUGCCAUACUGUUCCCAAUGGCAUAUCUGGGCUAUUUGAUUUAUUAUUUUAGCUAGAUAAUAUUAUGAUGUCUAAAAAAACAAUUUACUUUUUUUUGAUAAUGUUUAUUUUCUAAAAAAUUAAUAAAAAUAAAUAUAUACCACAAAUAUUUUUUUAACAAUAUAGUAGUCUAUUAUUGUGUUUUAUUUUUUAAGUAAUAGUUAU